AUGGUAACUAAAAAGAUAAUAAAAGCUUCGAACUCACCAUUCAACUCACCACUCUGGGUAGUCCCGCAAAAACGCGAUGCAUCUGGAAAACAGAAGUGGAGGAUUGUCAUUGACUUCAGGAAGUUGAACGAGAAAACUGAUCAAGAUGCCUACUCACUUCCGGUGAUCGACGAAAUCUUGGACCAACUCGGAAAAGCAAAAUUCUUUUCAGCUUUCGAUUGGAGCUCAGGAUUUCACCAAAUUCCUAUGCAUGAGGACUCAAAAAAAUACACUGGGUUCUCUAAAAAUGAGGGACAUUUUCACUACAAUCGCCUACCGAUGGGGCUCAAGAAUUCGCCGGCAACAUUCCAAAGAAUGAUGGAUACAGCAUUAAGAGGGCUAAUCGGAAAAAUAUGCUUUGCUUACCUAGACGACAUUGUUGUCUUUGGAAGUACACUUCAAGAACACAAUGAAAAUCUGGUUAUCCUAUUUGAACGCUUACGGGCUACCGGACUUAAACUUCAACCGGAUAAAUGUGAAUUUCUUCGGCCAGAACUAGAAUACCUAGGGAUCGUGAUCACAGAAAAUAGAGUGAAGCCAAACCUCUAUAAAUUAUCAGCUGUCCAAAAUUUUAAAAGACCCGAGAAACAAAAAGAAGUUAUGUCCUUCUUAGGCUUAGCCGGGUACUACCGAAAAUUUAUAAGAAACUUUUCUACAAUAGCUAAACUACUAACUGAAUUGACAAAGAAAAAUCAACUCUUCAACUGUACAUCGACUUGCGAAACAAGUUUUAAGUCAUUGAAAGAUGCUCUUUGCUCAGCACCGGUUCUAAGGUAUCCAGACUUUAAGGACACACUCACGUUGACUACUGAUGCAAGCAACGUCGGGCUGGGGGCAAUUCUAUCUCAGCAGGGACAUCCAGUUUGCUACAUCUCAAGAACACUAAAUAAUCCUGAGCGUAACUUCACCACUACCAAAGAAGAACUUCUAGCAAUCGUCUGGGCAGUUAAGCGCCUCCGUCAAUACCUUCUUGGACACGAAUUCGUGAUACAAACAGUCCACCAGGCUUUGACCUGGCUUUUCAACAAAAAUCGCAGCGAUGGAACCGGAACGCCAACGACAGGUGUCGAUAACGAAUUGAUUUCUGAAAGAUUGCGAAAUCACGAACCGAAAGAUGAAAAAGAAAUCCCCAACGAGUACGCCAACUGGAAAAAGAACCGUAUGCCUAAUAAGUUGAAAAUUAAACCGGUAAUUAACGGAAAGAAUUGGAUUAAAAUAAGCAAGCAAAAUAUUUUCUCUUUUCUGAGGAUUCAACUACCAGAAUACAACGAAGCGGAAUGGGUGAAACUUCUCUACACCAAAAUUAAAGACUUCACCAGAAACAAAUCCUGGAGUAUAUUUGAAUUUCACAUGGAGGGUCCCUUAAGUAACAUCACCGAACGAAUCCGCAUCGGAGAUAUGUUAAAUUUCUUACUUCAGAACAAAUUCGCAGAAUACACAUUUUUUCUGUGCGAGCGACCUGAUAAACAAUUAAAUGUAGAGGAGAAGCAAAAUCUAUUGAGGGAAGCACACGGAAAUGUGGCUACAGGUCACUUCGGCGAAAAACUGACUCGGAUUCGUCCCAAAGUCGAAGCAGUCAUCCCAGAAAUGCCAACUCAACCAAAUGACAAAAUCGCAAUGGACAUAGUUGGUCCAUUACCGGAAACAACGUGUGGGAACAAAUACAUCUUAUCUAUUCAGGAUGUGCUAACGAAAUAUAUAAUCCUUGUUGCAAUAAGCGAAACAACGAGCGUGAGCAUACAAACCAACCUGCUAGAUCACUACAUAUACAUCUUUUCCUCUCCAAAGCACAUCUUAACUGAUCAAGACGCUAACUUUGUAUCGGAAUUGGUCAAUAAAUUUGAAAACCUCUUCAGAAUUAUGCACGUCAAAACAACCGCUUUCCAUCCACAAAGUAAUGGAGCACUGGAAAGAACUUACGGAACAAUUAAAGAUUUUUUAAAGACUUACAUGGCCGAUAACGAGACGGAAUGGGAUCAAAACUUGAACCUGAUAUGCUUAGCAUUCAAUACAGCAGUUCACGAGAGCACAGGACUCACGCCGCUCGAAAUAACAUUCGGAAGAAAAGCUAACUUACCGUCAGCUUUAACAACAACCACAUCAAUAACCCACCAAAAGUGCUAG
Molecule: messenger RNA, 2163 nt
Organism: Belonocnema kinseyi
Lineage: Eukaryota; Metazoa; Arthropoda; Insecta; Hymenoptera; Cynipidae
Exons: 2
Coding region: 1-2163 (720 amino acids)
Biological process (GO): DNA integration
Molecular function (GO): nucleic acid binding
Source: RefSeq, a predicted model, not a curated record